Molecule: messenger RNA, 3237 nt
Organism: Aspergillus melleus
Lineage: Eukaryota; Fungi; Ascomycota; Eurotiomycetes; Eurotiales; Aspergillaceae
Product: pyridoxal phosphate-dependent decarboxylase family protein
Exons: 9
Coding region: 1-3237 (1078 amino acids)
Biological process (GO): carboxylic acid metabolic process
Molecular function (GO): carbon-carbon lyase activity; pyridoxal phosphate binding
Source: RefSeq, a predicted model, not a curated record
AUGUUUGACACACCACGUGCCGAACUAGUUCCCACUUCCCGGCACACAGCCGUCGCUGGAUGGUUCUUCGGACCAAAGGCAGAGAACUUUUGCUAUCUGAAAGAGAGAAUCCGCAAGCUUUUAGAGGAGCAGCAUGAGUACAGGUCUUCUCUCUACAAAGAUGACCCCCCUUUCAUCACGGAGUCCAUGAAAGGAUCUGAACUGUACCAAAUGCAACUUCAGAGACUGGAUCAUGAGCUGGAGUGUAUUGGCGAAUGGCUCACCAAGCACUCUGUGCCCUUCUUUAGUCCACGGUACAACGCUCAUAUGAGCAUGGAGACUUCCAUGCCGUCACUGAUUGGCUAUAUACUUGGAUUGUUCCAGAACCAAAACAACGUAGCUCUCGAAGCUAGCCCGGUGACCUCAAUCAUUGAAGGUGAUGUGGGUAAACAGCUUUGCCGUAUGCUCGGAUAUCGUGCACCUCUCAAUACAGAUGCACCUGCCACUUCCCGAAGUGAAUCGGUGGACAAUACUCCUGAUGGCUGGGGACACAUCACAUGUGAUGGUUCUGUUGCGAACCUCGAAGCCAUUUGGGCAUUGCGGAAUCUCAAGUUCUAUCCGCUGUCCUUGAGUCUGGCAAUUACCAACGGCGACCUUAAGUUCUUGAAGGAUGUGAAAUUCGAAGUUGAACUCUCUAAUGGCAGUGUGAAGCGCUUUUUGGAUUGCACUUCCUGGGAGUUGCUGAACCUAAAGCCUUCUACAAUCCUUGAGUUUCCACAGCAGCUCUAUGAACAAUAUGGUGUAUCUCAGACAGCUUUGGCCAAGGCUCUCGAUCUUUACUCCGUGCAGACACUAGGAAAAAGAGCUCUUCUAGACGAGUUCAAGGUCGAAAAAGAACCUCAAUUUUUCGUUACCUCAACAAGACAUUAUUCAUGGCCUAAGGGCGCAGCUAUUGCUGGUAUUGGACGCAACAACAUGGUUGGGGUGUCUGUUGACGAAGAGGCACGGAUGUGUCAAAAAGACAUCGAACAUAAACUCUCGGCGGCCUACGCAGAUGGAAGGGCAGUGUAUGGCGUCGUCGCAAUCAUCGGGUCUACAGAGCAUGGAGCUAUAGACCCUCUACACCACAUUCUUAACCUGCGUGACGACUUCGCAAAAAAAGGAAUGUCAUUCGCGGUUCAUUGCGACGCGGCUUGGGGUGGCUAUUUCGCUUCAGUCCUACGGGAGCGACAAGACUACAGCACAUAUACUGGCGAUCCAGCAUAUGUACCGAGGAUGUGCAUGUCAGACUAUACUCUGCGCCAGCUUCAGAGUCUUCAACAUGCAGAUAGCAUCACGGUUGAUCCUCAUAAGUCCGGUUACUGCCCCUACCCUGCUGGUGGUCUCUGCUACAAAGACAAGAGAAUGCGCUACCUUGUGACAUGGACUAGUCCGGUUGUCUACCGUGAUAGUGACCAGGAGGAUAGUAUUGGUAUCUACGGGUUAGAAGGCAGUAAGCCAGGUGCAGCGGCCGUUGGAGUAUAUGUCUCUCACAACGUCUUGGGCCUUGACAAAGAUGGCUAUGGGCAGUUGUUAUCGGAAGCAAUAUUCACGUCAAAGAGGUUCUAUUGCCAAUGGGCAGCUAUGAAAACCAGAGAAAUUACUAUGGCAUUAAAGAACGAUGACAAGGUCAAGAUUGUGAACGCGAAGCUCCGCGUCACGCCUUUCAAUAUGCUUCCCACGGAGAGUUCUGGAGCAAGCAAUGAUGAUGUUGAGAAACAGAAAAGGUUUAUCCGAAGACACAUACUAAAACGCAGCAAUGAACAGAUUAUGGAGGACAAGUGUGCUCUGGAACUCUUUAAGAAGCUGGGCGCAGAUGUCACAAUCCAUACAUUCGCAUGCAAUUUUGAAGUGGAUGGAAGGGUGAACGAGGACAUUAACGAAGCAAACUACCUCAAUAGUCGGAUCUACCAACACUUGUCACUGUCUUCAAUUGCUGAUAACCCGGACACCUCGAAGAUACCUCUAUUCCUCACUUCUACUCAGAUGAGCCAAGCCUCCUAUGGACCCAGUCUAGAUCAGUUCAAGCGUAGGCUGGGACUGAAGGGUGAUGGAGACUUAUACGUCCUUAUUAACGUCACGAUGAGUCCGUGGCCGUCGGCUUACAACUUCGUCCAAGGUCUGGCUGAAAAGUUCAAAGAACAUGCGGAGGAAGCCAUGAAAGCUGCUGUACGCCGCAAUGUCGGAUUCCCUGACCUCCAUGGGUUUAUCAUCCAAGGAUAUCAGGGAGACCGCAUCUGCGGUGUUCAUCUGCCGAUGUUCAACAUGCAGAAUCAUAGGAAGCAGCUUGUCAUCUCCUGUACUUUGCCUCAGGAGGUGCAUCUGAAGCUCACCAAGUACAAGAACAAAGAUAAGGAUAUGUACUUCUCCUUUGGUAACCAGGAGCCGGAUAUACUGUCCGAUCUUAUAUCCAAGGGGUCAUUCAUAGGGGUAGUUCAAAAAGGUAUUCCGGGCAUGGAGGGAUACGAAAAAAUUGCAGAGAACGUCCAGAUCAGCGGUAUCGAAGUUCUUUUCGAGCGAUCCCUACAGGCUAAAGAUCAGCCCCGGGAAUAUCCAGCCAGAAUGCCUUUCAAGGUAUACUCUGCGCAGAGGUCGAAUGAACUAACGCCAAUCUAUAACAUAGACCAUAUUUUAUCCCGAGGACCUAACACGCAGCUUACUUCCGAAAUGGUGCAGAUUACAACCAAAAAAGAGGAAGAUGCCAAAUCCAUUACCGAAAGAGGCCAGUGGAUUGUUCUUCCGGAUGUCAACGAGCGGGAAAUGCAACCUCUCCUCCCCAAAGACGACAACCAACUGCGAUGGUUCAACUACACAAAGAACUUCCCGUUCAAACCUGGUCAGACUCUCAGGUUCCUGGCGUUCACCACACAGAAAGAGGCACUUGAAUAUGACCCAGACACGCAGGAUACCUCGAAGCCACUCUUCGGGGGCUCGGUGAUAUUGGGUCCCUGCUUUGCCAACUAUGGUAUGCUUAACGCCGACGGAGGCGCUGAGGCCGAGUCGGAAGAUACAUCAGAAUCGGCUCCCUGCGCUGGAAACGUCGCAAGCCUUAUGGCAGACCAUCCUCUGGCAUCACGUAUGCCUGAACUAAAGGAGAAACACCAGUGCCGGAAGAUCGGUACGCUCAAACAAGGCUUUAUGAAAAUCAAGCAACAGCAGGCAAUGGCUAUUAUCCCUCGCUGGGUGAGCAAGCUGGCUGAUCUUGGUGGAGAGAGUUAG